UUUGCAAUGCAGCGAGUCAUCAAUGCAGUGGUUUUCAUUUCAGUUCCCGCCCUACGCCACCAACGAGAUCGGCAAGAUGGGCGGUCUCAACAGGAGAGAGCUCGGACACGGGGCCCUGGCCGAGAAAGCGCUGCGGCCUGUCAUCCCUAAAGACUUCCCUUUCACCAUCAGGGUCACGGCUGAGGUGUUGGAGUCAAACGGGUCUUCAUCCAUGGCCUCGGCAUGUGGAGGCAGCCUGGCGCUCAUGGAUGCAGGUACUGGACGCAGGCCUUCUUUGUUAUUUUUAAGACAUUAA
Hippocampus comes (tiger tail seahorse) is the source of this 295-nucleotide messenger RNA. RefSeq names its product polyribonucleotide nucleotidyltransferase 1, mitochondrial-like. Gene Ontology annotation, molecular function: 3'-5'-RNA exonuclease activity; polyribonucleotide nucleotidyltransferase activity; RNA binding. The transcript has 3 exons. Gene Ontology annotation, cellular component: cytosol; mitochondrion. The coding region runs from base 23 to 295 and encodes 90 amino acids. The record is from RefSeq and is a predicted model, not a curated record. Lineage: Eukaryota; Metazoa; Chordata; Actinopteri; Syngnathiformes; Syngnathidae. Gene Ontology annotation, biological process: mitochondrial RNA 3'-end processing; mitochondrial mRNA catabolic process.